Penicillium brevicompactum is the source of this 4059-nucleotide messenger RNA. RefSeq names its product ankyrin repeat domain-containing protein. The transcript has 5 exons. The coding region runs from base 1 to 4059 and encodes 1352 amino acids. Gene Ontology annotation, molecular function: protein binding. NCBI's taxonomy places the organism in Eukaryota, Fungi, Ascomycota, Eurotiomycetes, Eurotiales, Aspergillaceae. The record is from RefSeq and is a predicted model, not a curated record.
AUGCGCAAGGCGUUGAGCAAGUUCAAGAGCAAGGCUCACUGGGGGCAUACUCACGACCAAGAAAAGAACAAAGAUGUGCUAGCUCCUCCGGCCAUAGAGUCUGAACAUGCGCCCACGCCUGAAAAGUUACCUGCAGCCCCUGUCGAAGAAGCAGUGAACGACCGUGUCAUUGCCGACGAAAAGCCCCAACCCGAGCCCAUCGCCAGAGAUCUUUGGCAGGAUGCUCUGGCCCAAUUAUCCCCCUCCAGUCGGGAGACUUUGAAGAAGAUGGGUCUGGACCAGAUCAGAUCAGUUUCUGCCGACUCCACAAUCAAGGAUCUGGCAGGUGUUGUGAACGACAGACAAGAAGAGUGCGAAAAGAAGUUCUGGAAAGUCUCCUUCGGCGGCGAAGACAUUGUCCUGCGAGACUAUACAAGCCGUAUCAUCGGCUGGUUAGAAAAAGCUGGAGACGUUGCCAUUCAGUUUGCACCCACGCAGGCUAGUUUGGCUUGGGAUAUUGUGAAGAAUUUCAUGGAGAUCCCCGUGGCUGAAGGCGCCCAAAUGUGUGCGCUUCUUGGCACCACCGAGAAAGUCGUCCGCAUUAUCAGUCGCGGACAGGUAUAUGAGCAAGUCUACCUCUCGCAGACCCCUGGCACAUCUCUGGGCGACCAUCAGAGGAAUCUCGAGUCCGGCUUGUUGAGGAUCUAUGCCACCGCGCUAGAGCUGUUAGCAGAGUCUGGAAAGCUCUUCUCACAGAAUACCGCUAGACGUACUUUGGAGGCCAUCAUCAAUCCUGGCAAGAGUGUUGGAGCCCUUGCAGAAAUUGCAGAGCAGGAAGACGACCUUCUUCGCGAUGUUCAAGUUUGUGAAACGAAGCGCAGCUCGGAUUCUGACAAACGAGUGAUUGGAAUGCUGGAGACUUUCAACGAUCCUAUUUUCCGGAUUGAUAAAGGUGUCAACAAAGUUCUCAAGCACUUGGUUGACUCGACGUAUCAAGAUACUGGAGUGGAUAUCCACGAGGACUUCCUUUCCUGGGAAACCCAAAAAGCCUCGGCACUCUUCUGGCUCCAAGGAUCUGCUGGCACUGGAAAAACAUACCUCACAUCCAGUGUUGUUGAACGUGUUCGCACUAUGCUCAGUGGAUCGCUUGAAGUUGAGGGACUUGCGUACUUCUACUGCAACCGCAGCGAGUCACAACGCGGACGGUAUGAACAUAUCCUCCAAAGCUUUGUUCGACAGCUAUGCACCCCCGCGCAGAGGCCUGAAAAAAUGCAGAGUAAAAUCAAGAAAGCCUAUGAAGUCGCUCGUGAUAGGGGCACUGAUUUCCAGCCGGAACAGUGUAUGGAGCUCAUCCAGGAAUGUUUGGAUGGAUACGGAAGAACGACCCUCAUCAUUGACGCUAUGGAUGAAUGCGACACACGCUCGCGAUCCAAGAUACUUAAAGGUCUGAACUCAUUCCUGGUCAAUUCCAAAAACCCAGUCAAGAUCUUCAUUUCAAGCCGACCGGAUUCCGACAUUAGGAACCGUCUCAAGGACAGCCCCACCAUCGCUGUCUCCGCCAGCUCCAACCAACGCGAUAUAAAAUUAUACCUUGAAACCGAACUUGAAGAAAUGGCGAACGACCGAACUUUCCUGAACACAGGUACGGUGAAACAGACCGCGGUUGAAAGGCUGCUCGAACGCUGCCAAGGGAUGUUCCAAUGGGCGGCUCUGCAAAUCAAGCAGCUCAUGGAAUAUCCCUCAAAGCUAAGUUUCAUGAAGCGACUCGACGACCUCCCGGAAGGUAUACAGGCGGCAUAUGAUGAAGUUUGGGAUUACAUUGAAACCUUGGAUGAGUCCGACAAGACAUUCGCCAAGCGAGCCCUGCUAUGGACCAUGUCCACGCACAAGCCGUUUUCUAGCACCGAGCUCCUUUCGGCCAUUCGUAUUGACUCAAAUGGCGACAUGCUCCCGCUGGAGAAUCAAAUAGACGAACAAGGGCUUCUCUCCCUGUGCAAAAACUUCUUGACCAUUGACACUCAAUCUGAUGUUUGGCGAUUUACACAUCUGUCAGUUGUCGAGUAUCUGGAAACCAAAGAAGGAUGGUCCCACCCAAAGGUUCAUUACCAUGCUGCCAGUGCCUGUCUUUCAUAUUUCAUCAAUACUUAUGAUCGUGACUUUGCUGAGUUGCCCCCUCAAACUUUCGAUCUUGACACAGAUAAAGCUGUGGAAUCAAAAGACAUCGUGGAUGCAGACAAAGAAGUUGAUCCUGCAGAUCUGGAGGAAUCGGACGACGGCUUUGGCAGAUAUCAUCCCUUCCACAUUUACAUGAGACAAUGCUGGAUGCACCAUGUCCGUGAAGCCGAUGACACAAAGGACAAGAACCUCGCUACUCUCCUGAAGAAAUUCCUUGGCUCCCCUGAGGAGAGCUCUUCGCAAUACAGAAAGUGGUUCAAUGUACUCUACAAGGAUGGCUGGUUCUUUUUUAAAACCACACGAGAUGCCACCUGGUUCUACGAGACGAGACACUUUGGAAGUGCAAGUGCUGGCGAUGUCAUCCAUGACAUCUUUGAUGAAAAGUUCGCCAUCUUCGGAGUGUGUCGUAUGGGACUGGAGAACAUCGCGUCUGAGUGGCUAGAUGGUGCUAACUUUGACGUCUCUCGAGUGAAUACCCGUGGGCACAGUCUGCUAGCCCUUGCUGUCAUGGCUGGCUCAGUGCCGAUCUGCAAGAUGUUGGUUGGAAGUGGUGCAGAUGUCAAUCAGAGGCUUGAAACAAACAGGAGAUUUGGAAGUGCGCUUCGGACCGCGGUAUCCCUCAAGAACACCAAUGUCGUUGAUUACCGCCGACAUCAACCUGCUGUCACAGAAUGGGACAUUGAGAUGACUAAACUCCUCCUCCAAAAGGGGAGAGCCGAUUUCAACAUGGGCUACCCCGAAAUCGAAAACUACAAUAUUCUCGUUAAAGCUUAUAGACAAGAUUGCAGGAUGAGCGGUCUUGGGGAGACUAGUCUUGAGUUUGUCAAACUUAUGUUGAAGGCCGGCGCUGAUGUUAAUACAACAUUCGCCUCAGAGACAGAGAACAAAGGUCUGCUCCCUGAACUGAUUGCUAGAGGUGACGUGGAGGGGGUGAAGUAUCUUCUCGAGGAGACCGAGGAUGAUAUCAAAAAGCGACAUGGAGAGGACGGACUCUAUCCUAUCGAGAUCGCAGUUGAAGACUUUAACGGAGAGACUGACCUCGAGGUUCUCCGUCUUUUGUGUGAAGCAGGAGCAGAUGUCAAUUCUUUCUCGUCCAACGGUAGACAUGACAGCGUUCUUGCUGGAGCAUGCUCGCCCCAUCGUUAUUUGGCAAUGGACAAUGGAAAGGAGAAUCCCAAAGCUGUCGCUAUUGUUCUGAAUGCAGGAGCCGUUGUGGAUACACAGCUUACGCAUGGUGAAUAUGGCAGCGCACUUGCAGUGGCAGCAAAAGAAUCUCAAGGGACUGAAAUUUUGCAAUUGUUGCUUGAUGCCGGAGCAGACGUGAACAUGCCACUGGAAAAUGAAUCAUAUGGCAGUGCUAUCCUGGCAGCCCAAGAGGACGAUUCGGACGACUACGAGAAAGGGAUUCUGCAGGCUUUGGUCGACGGUGGUGCAACCAAAACCUCACACCAUUCAACCGCAAGAUAUAGAAGUGCAUUGAUUGCAGCUUCAUGUUUUGGCCAAUAUCAAGCUGUGGAAUACUUGAUAAACGCAGGCGUGGCUGUUGAAGAUGAGCACUCUGGGGAUUACACCACUGCAAUUGAAGCCGCUGAAGCACCAUUCUCAGAGGCCGACAAGGCUUGCAUUGUCAGAUUCUGCAAAUACAACGAAGCCUCGGCCGAGGCACUUCUCGAAACAUGGGGUAAGCAGAAGGGUGAUGUCUUUGAACUUCUCAAAGAGGCUAUGCCACCACCUGAAGUCAUCGAGUAUCGAAAAUCAAACACUAUUACCGGGACUUGCAGGACUUACACGACGGAGGCGGUCACUUGCUACAGCGAGAUGCAAACCGCUACGUCCUCGGGAGUACCGUGUUUUAAAAUCACUGUUGGACCCAAGCGCUUAAGAAGUGGUAAAUACAUUGUCUGA